This is a messenger RNA of Gamsiella multidivaricata, 968 nucleotides long. Its product is annotated as HAD-like domain-containing protein. NCBI's taxonomy places the organism in Eukaryota, Fungi, Mortierellomycota, Mortierellomycetes, Mortierellales, Mortierellaceae. Bases 211 to 837 code for a protein of 208 amino acids. The transcript has a single exon. The record is from RefSeq and is a predicted model, not a curated record.
UUAUAUAUUUAUGAGUGCAUCUACCUGACAUGCGGAUACGAAUGAAUGGGACGGCUCUGGGCUGAUCUGACCAAGUUUGCACUCGGUUCGCUGAGUAAGGUUCUCUGAGCGAUAUUUUAUGGGUGUCUGAGGAACGGCUGAAUCGAUCGAUCUUUCGCUCAUUCCUCAUCCCCUGCUGUGUGAUCUGUGAUCUCUCAUCGUCCCUUUACAAUGAUGAUCAAGAACAUCAUCUUUGACCUUGGCAAUGUCAUCCUCCGACUCGACCAGUCCGCAACAGCAAGCGGUUUCAAAGCCCUGGGCGCCACCAAUUUCCCCACGUUGUCACACCACUCCUCCUCACAGACCAUUGUCGACUAUGAGACCGGCAAGAUCUCCUCAGGAGACUUUCGUGCCCUUGUUCGGUCAUCCGUUGGUCUUCCAGAGACUGUGGCGGACGAACAAUUCGAUCAAGUCUGGAAUGCUAUGCUGCUCGACUUUCCCAAGGGCCGUCUCGAGCUGAUGCGGACGCUCAAGAAAGAUUUCGGUUACAACGUCUACCUGCUGAGUAACACCAACGCGAUCCACAUCGAAUAUGUCGACAAAGUGUGCCUGGCGGACUAUGAGGAGGAUUCGUUGCACCCAUUCUUUGACAAGAUCUUUUACUCACAUGAAAUCGGUCAUCGAAAGCCAUCCAAGGCGGCCUUUGAACACAUCCUCCAGGCUCAGGGUCUUAUCGCGUCCGAGACCCUCUUCCUCGACGACAUGCUAGAAAAUGUUGAGGCGGCCAAGUCAUGUGGAUUGCAGGCAGCACAGGUCGAUGCGGAGACAGAUCUGGGCUUCCUGCAGCUUCGCUUCUGAACAGCGCGUCGAUGCAUGUAUUCAGAUACCCCUUAGUAGAUUAUGCGCGCCAACUCAGGGCCCGUGGUUGCAGAUUAUUUACACAAGAAUCGUUUCACAUAAAAUAGAAUAAAAGAUACGCAUCCCGCCGC